Nerophis lumbriciformis (worm pipefish) is the source of this 1529-nucleotide messenger RNA. The record is from RefSeq and is a predicted model, not a curated record. Lineage: Eukaryota; Metazoa; Chordata; Actinopteri; Syngnathiformes; Syngnathidae.
AAAGAGCCUCGACAUUUCCUGCUUCAUUUGUCCUGUUUGCGAGUCAAGCGAGUGUUCGUCACUUUUGUCUUUCUCUGCGGGAUUAAAAGUGACAAACAUCUUUUUGUUUCGUGCUGACAUCAUGAACUUGUUUUUAUUCUUUCUUCUGGUCGUGCAAAUGCACAGCGUGACGCCUGUGAUUCACACGCUGCAGUAUUUCGAAACUGCGUCCUCUCAAGUUCCAAACUUCCCAGAGUUUGUGAUGGUUGGUUAUGUUGAUGGAGUUGAGAUUAGUUACUAUGACAGCAACAUCAGGAAAGCAGAAUCCAAACAGGACUGGAUGAACAAAAUCACAGCAGAGGAACCAAAAUACUGGCAGAGAGAAACAGAGAUCAAUGUUGGUAAUGAGUUAAUUACCAAACACAACCUUGAAGUUCUUAAGAAGCGUUUCAACCAAACUGGAGGUGUUCACAUUUUCCAGUGGAUGUCAGGAUGUGAAUGGAAUGAUGAGACUGAUGAGGUUAAAGGUUGGGAGCAGGAAGGUUAUGAUGGAGAAGAUUACAUAUCGUUGGACAUGAAGACAUGGACAUAUACUGCAGCAAAACCACAAGCUUUCCCUGACAAACUCAAGUGGGACCAGAACAUAUUUCUACUAGACCACUAUAAGUAUUAUUACACUGAGCUUUGUCCUUCUUACUUGAAGAAGCAUGUGAAGAAUGGGAAGAAGGUCCUAAUGAGAACAGAGCUUCCAGAGGUGUUCCUCCUCCAGAAGACGCCAUCCUCUCCAGUCACCUGCAUGGCGACAGGUUUCUACCCCGACUUAGCCGACCUGUUUUGGAGGAAAGACGGCGAGCAGAUCUUCGAGGACGUGGAGCACGGAGAGCUGCUCCCCAACCACGACGGAACCUUCCAGAUGUCGGUGGAGCUGAAAGUGGAGGUGACGGCCGAGGUGGAGGGCAAGUACGAAUGUGUGUUCCAGCUGUCUGGCGUCAAGGAGGACCUGGUCACCAAGCUGGAGAGAAGAAGCAUCCUGAGCAACGCAAGCCAUGAAGACAACUGGAGCGUCGCCCUCGCUGCCACGGCGGCGGUCGUUGCUGUGGCGGCCGUCCUGGCGGCCAUCAUCAUCGUCAUGGUCAGGCGUCACAGAAACAGACAAGCCCAGUACGAUCCAGCUCGUAAGUAAAACAUCUUUUCUUUGAGCCGCAAGAAACAAAGCCGUGGUGAAGCGUCACUCACAUGGAGGUCUGAUGUGGACCUUUGUUACAAGUUUAGCCUGAAAAUCCCAACUUGAGCUGACUCCUUCACAAUAAAAGACCUUCCUGUGAGCACACGCAAUACAAAGUGUGGCAUAUCUCACGUUUGACAUGAGUCCUCAUGAUGAGGAUCAGCCAAAUGAGACCUCAAGUGUGCUGACUCAUCAAGAAGGUAUCCUAGUCAGGAAGUAGAAGAGCAGCACUCUGCUUCUUCAUGUUUCCAAGUCACACCUCAAAGAUCUGAUGUGAGUGACGAGGCACCUUCUGGAUGUUCUUCCUUCACCGUUUGCGUUUGUC